Penicillium macrosclerotiorum is the source of this 1173-nucleotide messenger RNA. Its product is annotated as pepsin-like aspartic protease. Lineage: Eukaryota; Fungi; Ascomycota; Eurotiomycetes; Eurotiales; Aspergillaceae. The record is from RefSeq and is a predicted model, not a curated record. The transcript is spliced from 2 exons. Gene Ontology annotation, biological process: proteolysis. Gene Ontology annotation, molecular function: aspartic-type endopeptidase activity. The coding region runs from base 1 to 1173 and encodes 390 amino acids.
AUGGUUGUGAUUAGCAAAUUCACACUGACCCUCGCCGGUCUGGCCGCGUUGGCCGCUGCGGCGCCAGCAAACAAGCCAAGCAGCAAAUUCUCGGUCAACCAGGUCGCUCGUCAAGCUACUAAGACUACAAACUUUGCCGCAGCCUACGGCCGUGCCCUGUCCAAAUAUGGCGCUGCUGUGCCAUCGCAUGUUCAGGCUGCUGCGGCCGCCAGUGGUGUUGCUACUACCACCCCCGAGGCCAACGAUGAGGAAUACCUCACCCCCGUUUCAAUCGGCGGAACAACCUUGAACUUGGACUUUGAUACUGGCUCCGCUGAUCUUUGGGUUUUCUCCACAGAGCUUCCCUCCUCGGAGCAAUCAGGACACUCUGUCUACAAUCCCAGUAAAAGCGGCACCUUGCUUUCCGGGUAUAGCUGGAGCAUCAGCUAUGGUGAUGGAAGCAGCGCCAGCGGCAACGUCUACACCGACACCGUCACCGUCGGAGGCGUGACAGCGAGCAAGCAAGCCGUUGAAGCCGCAAAGAAGAUCAGCUCCGAGUUCCAGCAGGAUACCAACAACGAUGGGCUGUUGGGCCUGGCAUUUAGCAGCAUCAAUACCGUCGAGCCCCGAGCGCAGACCACUUUCUUCGACUCGGUCAAGAGCUCGCUCGACCAGCCGCUCUUCGCCGUGGCCCUAAAGCACGGCGAGCCUGGCGUGUAUGACUUCGGCUUCACCGACUCGUCCAAGUACACCGGUGAGAUCACAUAUACCAGCGUCGACGACUCGCAAGGCUUCUGGAGCUUCGACGUGGAUGGGUACAGCGCGGGCACUGCGUCCGGCGGUGGCUUCUCCGGCAUUGCGGACACCGGCACCACUCUUCUGCUUCUGGAUGACUCCAUCGUGUCUGCUUACUACGACCAGGUCAGCGGAGCGAAAGAGGACAGCAACGCCGGCGGCUACGUAUUUGACUGUUCGACCGACCUUCCCGACUUCAGCGUCACCAUUGGCAGCUACACUGCGACUGUCCCGGGUUCCCUGAUGAACUACGGCGACUCAGGCGAUGGAUCGUGCCUGGGUGGCCUGCAGUCUAACUCUGGCAUCGGCUUCUCCAUCUUCGGCGAUAUCUUCCUGAAGAGCCAGUAUGUUGUAUUUGAUGCUAGUGGCCCUCAGCUUGGCUUUGCCGCUCAGGCCUAA